AUGGACGCGGGGCUGCUGAGUGUCAUCCUGGGCACUGUCCUAGUGCGGGUGGAGACGGCUACGCAGGACCUCAAUCUACACAAGGUGGCUCUUCUGUCUUACGUGGACAGAAACCUGGCGCUAAAGAUCCCAAAGAGGCUGGAGGCCUUGUUCCUGACCUUGAGUGGAGAUGAGCUGACGGGGAAGGCUGCGUACGACAGCUCAGGAAGUUGUGAGACAGAAAACAUAGUGGGCUCAGAAAUAGAUGUUUUGGGGAGAUCCUGCUUCCCAGGCCACAGGGAGACCCACGUGAUAGACACGGACUACGAGCAGGAUGCCAUUCGGAGGGUGUCCCUGCACUGGCAGGGCCAGGAUUUCCACGUGCUCAAAUACUUUACUCGGAGCCUCGAGGACAAGUACGGACCAGGCUUCUGGAGGUUCCGGGAGUUGACAGCUGAUGUAGGGCUGUACCUGGUGGCCCGGCACGGGAGGUGUGCCAAACUCCUGAAGGAGGUGAGCCUCGCCCCCCGCUGCGCCGAGCCCCCAGGCUGAGUCUCCCGGCCUGACAGGGGCCCUGAGUCACUCUUGAUCCAGGCUGCCAGAUGGGGACCCUGGAGGCUGGGGGACUGAGGACAGGGCUGGGAGACGGAAGGGGAGAGGCGGAGCCCGUACGUCCCACCCGGCUGGGGACACAGACCCCGUGUCUCAGGUUCCCACUGUGCUGGCCCAUCCCCUGCCUGAGCCCCUAGAGGUGGGGACUAUCACCCUGCUUUGCAGGUAGAGAAACUGAGGCCCAGGGAGGCUGCUCACAGUCAUGUAGCUAAGACACGGGCUCCCACCUGUGGCCCCAACCACUGCCCUGAGGCCCUGCCCUUCUGUGUCUCAGGAGCUGAUCUAGAGGAUCCCCUGACCCCAGGCCAGCAUGGUCCGAGCCCCCGCCCGCCUGGCCUGACCUGGCCCCAGGAGGCGGCUCGCACCCGCUCCGAAUAAACCCCAUGCCAAACCCA
Molecule: messenger RNA, 986 nt
Organism: Herpailurus yagouaroundi (jaguarundi)
Lineage: Eukaryota; Metazoa; Chordata; Mammalia; Carnivora; Felidae
Gene: LCN8
Product: lipocalin 8
Exons: 6
Coding region: 1-531 (176 amino acids)
Source: RefSeq, a predicted model, not a curated record